CAUCACACUCCCUCUUGUUGUGUUUGGCGAUAUCGAUGAUGAAACGGCAGCUGACAAAAAUCAAUACCGCUUCUACUGGUUCGUCACUCCCAGAGGCCAGAGCCAGAAGUCCCAGUCCUCCUCCUAGCUAGGCGAUGUUGGCGCGCGAGAACAGCUGAUGAUUUCUCACCCACGGCCGAAUUUGCUCUGCCCAGCCACGUAUCCAGAAACAAAAUUAGAGUCGCCGGAGUAGAUUCGACGAGUAAUCGAUCUAGAGGAAGCUAGGGUUGGUGGAAUUGGGGUUUGAGAAAAGGAGGCAAAAAAGGGAAGCUAGAGGCUGUGAGAGACUAUGCAUACCAGGUAUAUGGAAAGGACCAACAGUAUGGCUAGAGGGAAGAGGAACUUGGAAGGAGGAGGAGACGAGGAACAGCAGCCUGAGCGGAAACGCCCAGCUUUAGCUAGUGUCAUUGUUGAAGCUCUAAAGGUGGAUAGUUUGCAGAAGCUCUGCUCUUCUUUGGAACCAAUACUUCGUAGAGUUGUAAGAAUUUCAAUCACUUUGCCUUACGGGCACCACAAACCUGUCAGUGAAGAAGUCGAGCGUGCCUUGGCAAAGCUAGGCCCUCCUAGACUCAAUGGAAGUUCUAGGGUUUCACCAAAACGAAUUGAAGGCCCAGAUGGACGAAAAUUACAGUUGCAGUUUAGGUCCAGAUUGUCUCUUCCUCUUUUCACAGGAGGAAAAGUGGAAGGGGAGCAGGGUGCUGCAAUUCAUGUAAUCUUGCUUGAUGCUAUUACUGGGCAUGUGGUAACAUAUGGAUCUGAAGCAUCCGCAAAACUCGAUGUAGUCGUUCUCGAAGGCGAUUUCAACAAUGAAGAUGACGAAGACUGGACACUGGAAGAAUUUGAAAGCCAUGUGGUCAAAGAGCGUGAAGGAAAGAGACCGUUGUUGACAGGAGAGCUGCAAGUAGUGCUCAAAGAGGGAGUUGGGACACUAGGAGAGCUCACUUUUACUGAUAAUUCCAGCUGGAUCAGAAGCAGGAAGUUCAGGCUUGGCUUAAAAGUUUCCAGUGGAUACUGUGAGAGCAUGCGCAUUCGUGAGGCAAAGACGGAAGCUUUUACGGUUAAGGAUCACAGGGGAGAAUUGUACAAGAAACACUAUCCUCCUGCAUUGAACGAUGAAGUAUGGAGACUGGAGAAAAUUGGCAAGGAUGGAUCAUUUCACAAAAAGCUGAACCAGAAUGGGAUAUUUACAGUUGAAGAUUUUCUACGCCUUGCUGUCAAAGAUGCUCACAAGUUGCGGAACAUACUGGGAAGUGGUAUGUCAAAUAAGAUGUGGGAGGCUCUCUUGGAGCAUGCAAAGACUUGUGUCCUGAGUGGCAAGCUUUAUAUCUACUAUCCUGAAGAUUCCAGGAAUGUUGGUGUUGUAUUUGACAACAUUUAUCAACUGAAUGGCCUAAUUUCUGGCGAACAGUAUUAUCCGGCUGAUUCUCUUUCUGAUGAGCAAAAGGUCUACGUGGAUACAUUAGUGAAGAAGGCAUAUGAAAACUGGAAUCAAGCUGUUGAGUAUGAUGGGAAAUCGCUUCUGAGCUUUAAGCAAACAAAGAGGCCUGCUACUACUUCCCGGAAUGAAGGCCAGAUUGUUCAAACAGGUCAAAUUGAUCAUCAGAUGAAGCACUCUGCAACUGGAGUUUCUGGAUUCAACAAUGACAACACGGGAGCAAGAUACUCGUCUUUGGGGCUCAAUCAACCGAACUCGCAUUCCCAGUUGGACAGCCCAUUGUACAUUCCCCAGUCGCAGGAUCAUCUGCUCCAAACUUGCCAACACUCAGAGGCCACAAAUGGUCAAAACAGCCCGGUCAACGGCCUAGCUCUGCGCCCUCCUCCACAACCCUCCACUUUCCAGGCUCUCACUCCAUCUACGUUUCAGCAUUCUGCUCUGUCUCCAUUAUUUGACGACUGGAGUAGUAGUAGCAGCAACAGAGACAAAGGCGUGGACGAAUUCCUGACGGAGGAAGACAUACGGAUGAGGAGCUCUGAGAUGCUGGAGAAUGAGGACAUGCAGCACCUGCUCCGCCUGUUCAGCAUGGGAGGCGGUCAUGGGUCAGUACCGGAUGAUGCGUUCAGCUUCCCGUACAUGUCUACACCAAUGCCGAGCUACGACGAGGAUCGGAGUCGGACAGGGAAGGCGGCAGUGGUGGGGUGGCUGAAGAUCAAGGCGGCGAUGAGGUGGGGGUUCUUUAUAAGGAAGAAGGCGGCUGAGAGAAGGGCCCAACUGGUUGAGUUGGAUGAUGAGGAGCCGGAAGUGGUGGAGACCAGUUCCCAUGGCGUUGGCGGUGGCGGUGGUUGUGGGUGGAGAGGGAGGAGGUAGUAGAAAGAGUGGAUUAUGGAGUGUUGUGUGAAGGGAAGCAGAAUAAAAUCAAUUAAUCGGAGGUCGAUAAUGCCUGUGUACAGUACUGGUCUACCUGUACAGGAAGGAAGGACGCUGUUGCUUAUUAUCUUUCUCAAUUAAGAAUGACUGACUUUUGUUUGUGUGAAUGGAUGGAUUGGGUGUAGAAUUAUAUAUAUUGGACUCUUGGGAUAGCAGUAGCACACUAUCAUGUACUCUAGCUACUCCUUCCUAGUAGUGACUUUCUUUCGUUUCGUAUGCUGUACUGUACGUGUACGUAUAUAUAUAUGUAUGUAUAUAAAGUAUAAACUAACCAGGAACGACAGUAGAACCAGUUGUGCUGACUGAUGGAGAUGGUUACUUGGGUUUGCUUUACAAUCAAAUGAGCCAUUAGGAGUUAA
This is a messenger RNA of Linum tenue, 2763 nucleotides long. The record is from the annotation of a GenBank genome assembly. Lineage: Eukaryota; Viridiplantae; Streptophyta; Magnoliopsida; Malpighiales; Linaceae.